Messenger RNA from Cucumis melo (muskmelon), 953 nucleotides. Its product is annotated as pathogenesis-related protein PR-1. NCBI's taxonomy places the organism in Eukaryota, Viridiplantae, Streptophyta, Magnoliopsida, Cucurbitales, Cucurbitaceae. The coding region runs from base 235 to 840 and encodes 201 amino acids. Gene Ontology annotation, cellular component: extracellular region. The transcript has a single exon. The record is from RefSeq and is a predicted model, not a curated record.
UAAUUCACGAGAAGGCAUUACAACUACAUUGCCCAUAUAUAAUAUAUACAUGUGUAUGCUUGUGAGAGAUUGUGAAUCGCCAUGCAAAAACCCAAUCCCAAAACCACUCAUUCUGUGACCCCACUGGCAUCUACAUCGCUACAUAUCUCAACACUCAUAGUGUAUCUCUAUAUAUGAAGAAUCAAGCAACAAUAAUCACCAGCCAUAGCUCAUGCACCAACAAUAAUAAUCACAAUGAAUAAGCAGCUGCAACUACCUCUGUUUCUAGUCCUACUUACCGUCUUUAUGCCCCGAGUUCUCUCUCACAACUUUUCUCAAACAACGCCUGGUGUGCAAGUCCAAACAAACAAGCAAAAUCAAGUGGACAACGAAACCAUCUACAAGGUAUCGAAGCAACUCUGCUGGGGGUGCAUUAGCGAGUCCAUAGAGUUUCUAUUUGCGCACAAUCUGGUUCGGGCGGCCAAGUUUGAGUUGCCAUUGGCAUGGAAUUUUCAGUUGGAGAAGUACGCAAGGUGGUGGGCAGGGCAGAGGAAAGGGGAUUGUAAACUGCAACAUUCUUUCCCUGAAGGCGAUUUCAAGCUGGGAGAGAACAUAUUCUGGGGGAGUGGAUCGGCGUGGAGGCCACUGGAUGCGGUGACUUCGUGGGCCAGCGAAGUGAAGUAUUACACAUACGCCACCAAUAGCUGCGAGGCAGGCCAAAUGUGCGGCCAUUACACACAGAUUGUUUGGAGAAAUACGCAAAGGAUCGGCUGCGCUCGUGUUGUUUGUGACAAUGGGGAUAUCUUCAUGACUUGUAACUAUGAUCCCCCCGGUAACUAUGUGGGUGAGCGACCCUACUAAAGGUCACUACUCUCAUUUUACACACACUAACUAACUUUUUUAAAAUAUUAUAAAUUGCAAAAAUAAAAAAAACUAAAGUACGCACGAUUGUUACUUACGAUUACACCGUCAAA